Messenger RNA from Phaedon cochleariae (mustard beetle), 4577 nucleotides. The record is from the annotation of a GenBank genome assembly. NCBI's taxonomy places the organism in Eukaryota, Metazoa, Arthropoda, Insecta, Coleoptera, Chrysomelidae.
GACAUUUGGGUGCGGUGUGUUCACGAUUAGCAAUAAAAAAUUGUGUUUUGAAGAAAAUAGUGCAAUUUGGUGGUGUUAGGUGGACCAUCACCGAAUCACCAUGAGUUACAUGCAGUCAAACCAAAAUAGGCCCAUGUCCCAGGGCCACUACCAGGGCCCCAACGACCUGCCCAUGGCCUCCGCCAAGGAGCAGACGCUCGUGUGGCAGCAGAACUCGUACAUGGGCGAUUCGGGCAUACAUUCGGGCGCGCCCACGACAGGGGCGCCCUCGCUCGCCGGCAAAGAGGAGGAGGAGAUGGACCUGUUCGACUUGGACCAGGGCUAUCAGGGCUUCACGCCCGACCAGGUCGACGAGAUGAACAACCAACUGAACCAGACGAGGUCGCAGCGCGUGCGGGCGGCCAUGUUUCCGGAGACCUUGGAGGAGGGUAUCGAGAUUCCCUCUACCCAGUUCGAUCCCGGCCACCAAACCGCCGUCCAACGUCUAUCCGAACCCAGCCAAAUGCUAAAACACGCCGUCGUCAACUUGAUCAACUACCAAGACGACGCCGAUCUGGCAACGCGGGCCAUCCCCGAAUUGAUUAAACUCCUGAACGACGAAGACCAAGUCGUCGUAUCGCAAGCGGCCAUGAUGGUGCACCAACUGUCGAAGAAGGAAGCCUCUCGACACGCCAUCAUGAACAGUCCCCAGAUGGUGGCUGCCCUAGUCCGCGCCAUCUCCAAUUCCAACGACCUGGAAACCACCAAAGGCGCCGUGGGCACGUUGCACAAAUUGUCGCACCACAGACAAGGUCUGCUCGCCAUUUUCAAAAGUGGCGGCAUCCCUGCUCUCGUCAAGCUGUUGAGUUCUCCCGUGGAAAGCGUGCUGUUCUAUGCUAUUACUACCCUGCACAACUUGUUGCUGCAUCAGGACGGGUCCAAGAUGGCCGUUAGGCUAGCCGGCGGGUUACAGAAGAUGGUGGCGCUGUUGCAGAGGAACAACGUCAAGUUUUUGGCGAUUGUUACCGAUUGCCUGCAGAUCUUGGCGUACGGCAACCAGGAGAGCAAGUUGAUCAUUUUGGCUUCCCAAGGGCCCAUCGAGUUGGUCAGAAUUAUGAGGAGUUACGAUUACGAGAAGUUGUUGUGGACUACUUCCAGAGUUCUGAAGGUGUUGUCAGUUUGCUCCAGCAACAAACCGGCAAUAGUCGAAGCAGGAGGCAUGCAAGCUCUUGCAAUGCAUUUGGGGAAUCCGAGUCCCAGAUUGGUCCAGAACUGUCUAUGGACCUUACGUAACUUGUCAGAUGCUGCCACUAAGGUCGACGGUUUGGAGAGCUUGCUCCAAUCUUUGGUUCAGGUGCUGGCCUCGUCGGACGUGAACGUCGUCACGUGCGCCGCCGGCAUCCUCUCCAACCUCACGUGCAACAACCAGCGCAACAAGGUGACGGUGUGCCAGGUGGGCGGAGUCGACGCGCUCGUGCGCACCGUCGUCGGCGCCGGCGACCGCGAGGAGAUCACCGAGCCGGCGGUGUGCGCGCUAAGGCACCUCACGUCCAGGCACGUGGAGUCGGAGAUGGCGCAGAACGCCGUGAGGUUGAACUACGGCGUCCAGUUCGUCUCGCUGUUCCAGGUCAUCGUCAAGCUGCUGAACCCGCCGUCGCGCUGGCCGCUGGUCAAGGCCGUCAUCGGGCUGAUCAGGAAUUUGGCCCUGUGUCCGGCCAAUCACGCGCCGCUAAGAGAGCACGGCGCCAUUCACCAUCUGGUGCAGCUGUUGAUGAGAGCUUACCAAGACACGCAGAGAAGAGGCAGCGUUGCCAGUGGCGCCAGUCAGCAGGACGGCGUGCGCAUGGAAGAAAUCGUCGAAGGUACGGUGGGCGCUUUGCACAUCUUGGCGCGCGAGUCCCACAACCGCGCCAUCGUGCGCCAGCAGAUGGUCGUGCCGAUAUUCGUGCAGCUGCUGUUCAACGACAUCGAGAACGUGCAGCGCGUCGCCGCAGGCGUACUUUGCGAGCUGGCCGCCGACAAGGAGGGCGCCGAGAUGAUCGAGCAAGAGGGGGCCACUGCCCCACUGACGGAGCUGUUGCAUUCGAGGAACGAGGGGUGUGGCUACUUAUGCGGCCGCCGUUCUGUUCAGAAUGAGCGAGGAUAAGCCGCAGGACUACAAGAAACGGCUCUCGAUGGAACUCACCAACUCCUUGUUCCGCGAGGAGAAUCUUUGGAAUCCGGACCUGGGCAUGGGGCCUGACCUCCAGGAUAUCUUGAGUCCUGAACAACCUUAUGACAACAUGUAUGCCCAAGGACCGCCAAGUGUUCACAGUAGUCAUGGCGGUAGACCAUAUCAACAACAAGAUGGAUUUUAAAAGGAAUAUCCCUCUAACAUCUAACAUCUAAGGCUAUGACCAGAUACCAAUAGACAUGCAAGGUCUGGAGAUCGACUCGCACGCCGGCGGCAACGGUUCGACGUACAGCGCGAUGGACGCCAUGGACGUUACCGGUGCCGACGCCGAUCUCAAUUUCGACGCUAUUGAUCAGCUCCCCGCCCCCCCUCAAGACAACAAUCAACUUGCCGCAUGGUACGACACCGAUUUGUAAAUUACUUCGCUCGAUAUGCCAUAUUCGACGUUUCGUAACUUUAUUUUAACGUUUUGCUGAGGAUUAUUGUUCGACGUCCUCGCAAAGUUUGUUGUUUUACGUUGUUACAACGUUCCGAUGGUGACUUUGUGAGAUCGUCGAUAUCCUAUAUUUGAAAGUUUCCGGAUGAUGAAGUAACGUUCAUUUCUCGGCAUCUUUACGUUUGUCUUUUAACGUCCUUAUAACGAUUCGAAUGUUACUUUGUGGGAUCUUAUUCAGAUCUCAGAAAAAUUGAAUAUCAAGUUGAUUUUCAUUCCAGUUAACAUUGUGGUUUUGUUUUUACAAGGUAAAUUACUUGUAAAUUACUUCGCUCGGUAUGCCAUAUUCGACGUUUCGUAACUUUAUUUUAUCUUUCUGCUGAUGUUUAUUGUUCGGCGUUCUCGCAAAGUUUGUUGUUCAACGUUGUGGCAACGUUUCGAUAGGGACUUUGUGAGAUCGUCGAUAUGCCAUAUUCGAAAGUUUCCGGGCGUUCCGUUGCUUUAUUUUAUGAAGUAACGUUCAUUUCUUGGCAUCUUUACGUUUGUCUUUUGACGUCCUUACAACGUUUCGAAUGUUACUUUGUGGGAUCAUAUGCAGAUCUCAGAAAAAUUUAAUAUUGAGUUGAUUUUCAUUUCAGUCUACGUUGUGGUUUCGGUUUUACAAGGUGAAUUACUUGUAAAUUACUUCGCUCGAUAUGCCAUAUUCGACGUUUCGUAACUUUAUUUUAACGUUUUGCUGAUGUUUAGUGUUCGACGUCCUCGCAAAGUUUGUUGUAUAACGUAGUGACAACGUUUCGGUGGUAACUUUGUGAGAUCGUCGAUAUGCCACAUUCGAAAGUUUCCUGACGUUUCUAGACAUCUUUACGUUUGUCUUUUGACGUCCUUACAACGUUUCGAAUGUUACUUUGUGGGAUCACUUUCAGAUCUCAGAAAAAUUAAAUAUUAAGUAUUUUCAUUUCAGUCUCUUAAACGUUAGCUAUUCUACAUUGUUGUUUCAUUUUUACAUGGUCCAUAUUCAAGUUAUUAAUUCGCUAAUUUUGAAAUAUUCAAAUGGGUUGAUCUAAGUAUGUGUCCAGGAUUAAAUAUUUGUUUUUUAUUUUCUUGCAUAGCAACAAACUCUUCCUGCCGGUCUGUUAAGUAAUAGAAAAGCAACUUUCUAUGCUGCUUGGAGAAAAAUGAAUUUUAAUGAAUAAAAUAUUGCUUGGGCAAAAUACUUGGAUACCCGAAUUUGAGAAUUUUUGGUUUCAUAGAUAACGUUACACUCCAUCUGAGAGCAUAAUUUCUAGAACUUAUCUUGGGUUACUUUUCAGACUGAUAAAAAAUCGGAAAAUAUAUGUAUUUUGGUGUUGUAAUUUACAAACGUUGGACUUUUACAAAAUAAUUAUUAUCAAAUGUUUAUGUAAGAUUUCUCCAUCAAUUUUUUCUUUGUUUUAUUGCAAUGUAUGUAUGUUUCAGGCAGCUUGUGUUCUGAAUGAAGGUGAAAGAGAUGAUUGUUCUGAUAGUUAUAUUCAAAAUCGGUAUUCCAAAUUGUGCAAUUGAAAAAAUCCGAGAUGCAAUAGACAUUUUUCUAUAGAAUAAUGAUUUCUUUCAUCAUCAGAUUGUUGUGAUUGUCUCCCAUUAAUUUAAUUAUUGUGUUUAUUUUAAAAUUUAAUAUUGCAUUUAUUUUCAGAUUUACAUUGAUUUUUUUCAUUAUAGUUUUACCUAGUUACUUAAAUGAGGAUAAGUAAGAAAGCAGUAUUUAUAGCAUAAUGAUUAUAUAUUGUCUAAUGUCUAGUGAUAGAAUUUUUCUUUUCAUUGUUAUGCCACAAAAUUAAUUUAACAUAAUUUUAUGGUUGGUUUUCUAAUUCAAAUUCUAUUUUAUGACCUUUCGCACAAUGAUGAAUUCGUGGUGAAUAUUAUUUUUGAAUUUUUAUCAAUAUACAGGGUAGAAUUUUGAGGCACUGCCUUCAUUAUGCAUGUAAUUUAUAGGAAACCAUUACAUUUCUGAUUGUA